Messenger RNA from Neodiprion virginianus, 4834 nucleotides. RefSeq names its product ubiquitin-protein ligase E3B. The transcript is spliced from 16 exons. Bases 400 to 3603 code for a protein of 1067 amino acids. The record is from RefSeq and is a predicted model, not a curated record. NCBI's taxonomy places the organism in Eukaryota, Metazoa, Arthropoda, Insecta, Hymenoptera, Diprionidae. Gene Ontology annotation, molecular function: ubiquitin protein ligase activity; protein binding. Gene Ontology annotation, biological process: protein polyubiquitination; ubiquitin-dependent protein catabolic process.
GAAAAUAUGGUGAGAAGACAGAUGGCGCCAUGGACUGGAGAUCUUGACCUAACAUAACCUCCUUUGUUUGCAGAACGACUCCUUUUUUUAUCGAAUGUAAUGAUGAUAACAAUGGCGGCUGCCUGGUGUUGCUGCGACCUGUCAAAUAGAUUCUAGUAGCUGGUCGACAAUGACAGGACUCCGAGCGCAAUGUCAAUAAGUGUGAGAUAAGCGCAGUGCUUGUUCUUGAUGAAAUUUAACGAUCGUCGUCACCGUCUCGAUCACAACAAUACGCAUUGCUAACAGACAAUGACGAACGAAAUUUUAGUUAAAAACCGCUUAUGACCAGCUGACAAUGUUUAUCAAUUAGGAGUUAAAAAAAUUAGUGACUAUAUUAAUGGGCUUUAUGUUUACCUGAGAAUGUUCAGAACUGAGGAAUCUUCGAAAGGCAGUUUCCUUCAGCAAACGAAGGCCGCAAGGGAGGAACGAGCCAAUGAAAAACGUAGAGAAGCUGCUAUUACAUAUAUUCAAGCCAAUGUCAGAGGAUGGCUUGCUCGUAUCAGGUUCACCAAAACAAUAUUGGAAGAUUACGACACGAUUCUAACGGAAGAAUUGAAUACCGAAGGCACUGUACAGUUGAAACCAGCAUUACAAGUUUACAAAUUGAUAUCAAAAUUUUUAUUAAUUUACAAAAAGGAAAGAGAUGAGAAAAGAUUGGAGCGAUUAUGCAGAUACCUUGUGCAGACUUUAGAUUCGGAAUCCCUGAAGCUUUCGUACGUUGGAGUGGCACUAAACAAAGACUAUUCGAUAUCAUGGAUAUCUCAGAUGAAGUCAGUACUUCACCAUUGUCUGAGUGGGCUGGAAGAUCUGAGACCAGAUAGGCUUUCAGAUCACAAGUCUAUCUUGUUAAGAUUGCAUACAUUAGUUAGCUUUACCUCCGCUGGAACAUGGGCCAUCCUCAGAGUGAAGAACAUGGAAAAAUUCAGAAACGGGAUGAACCAGCUUUGCGCCAACAUCAUGGGUCAUCUUGUGAAUUGUGGCUUUUACGCAGUCAUGAAGGUCCUUCUGGUGAGAGGACUAGGGAGAGCCACAAUCGCGCUGAAACCAGUUGCAUUAUCAGCUGCUGUAACACUGUCAUUGAGGCCAUUAAUAUCGUCACAGAUGUCUGAUAAGCUUGUUUCCAUGUUUCUCAUCAACGUGUGCAGUGUACCUGCUUUGAUUCAUCAUCUGAAUGUCAUGUCGCCCGAGUGCAUAUCAGCGCUCACGAGUCAUAAUCUGUUUACGAGAAGUCUUGAACUCUUGAAUUCUGAACAAAAUUUGAGAAUAGUGUUCAACGCACUGGAGGGUAACUAUGCUCUUUGCUUGUUAGCUAAUUUAAUACAACUCGCUAACAUCGAAAGAGAUGAGGUGCUGAAGGAUCUUUACUUUCCGUCAUUUACGUUUGUUGUAACGAGAAUGUUAGAAGCCUGUCAACAAUAUGUUGUAGCCAAACAGAGUAAUUUGACAUAUUGGCAUCCAGUCUUGGGAUGCUUUGCGCAAAGUGUUGAUACUACUCUUCAGCAAGCCAUUCCUCACGUUAAAUUGCAGCUGGCUUGUCUGUGGAAUGGAAAGAUUGUAUCACAGUUGAUUGGUUCUCCUUUGAGUGAACUAGUUGAGAAAGAGAUGCAAUACCAGCCUGACCAACAAAGUACAUCUAUUGGAACGAACAUAUUCCGUCGUGCCUUUUUAGAAGCCCGAACAAAUAGAAACAACAGCAACAAAAAUUACAGAAAACUAGGAAGUCCAGAAGCGACUAGAAUAGCACUAAUUUGUUCGUUAUAUCAAACUGCUUUGCAUACGUUAACUCAAAUGAAGCUCGAUAUUUUGACCGGCUUGUGCUAUCAGGAUAAAUUUUUAUACCAUAUGUGGUUGUUCCUCUGUACGCUCGGUCCAUAUUGUGGCUUGAAAGCAUUUCUAGACCAUUUAGCAGCUAACACAAAGUGCACCGCUCCAGAGUUUCAAAUGCUGAUUCUAUUUGCUGACUGUAUGACACAUUACGUUACAAUACUGGAUGACAUGGAAAUGUAUGAACAGCAAUUUCCGUUCAAGCUUUCAGAUUUUAUAACAAUGUCAUACUUCUUGAACCAAUUUUUGUAUAAAGCAGUACUGAAUAAUUUAUUUGAUGUUAAGACUGUAUCAAGUAAUCCUCUCUUCACAUCUCUUCACACUCUUCUGAUGGCAUUAUAUCGGCGGGACUGUCGGAGAACUUUUUGUCCUGAUGGACAUUGGUUGGCAAAGGAGGUUCGUGUCUCAGGAUUUCUUGCAGACUUGGAAAAAGGGCGGAGAGGAGCCGCAUUGUUGUUAUCAAAGAUGCCACAUGUUAUUCCACAUUCUGAGCGUGUUGUACUUUUCCGUAAACAUGUUUCUGAUGAAAAGGCAGUCCUUGGUCUGACUGUGAGUGCUUGUAACAGUCCGCCCUCUACUUUGAUAGCUGUUCACAGAUCUCGUAUUGUCGAAGAUGGUUAUAGGCAGCUUGCUAUGCUGCCCUCACAGGCUUUGAAAGGCGUUAUAAGAGUCAGAUUUGUCAAUGAACAAGGCCUCGAUGAGGCGGGCAUAGAUCAGGAUGGUGUAUUCAAAGAAUUCUUGGAGGAAACGAUCAAGAGAGUAUUUGACCCUUCCUUGAAUCUAUUCCGAGCUACGACUGAGAACAGAUUGUAUCCUUCACCAACAUCUUCGAUGCAGGAGAAUCAUCUUCAACUUUUCGAAUUUGUCGGACGUAUGCUUGGAAAGGCUGUGUACGAAGGAAUCGUAGUCGACGUACCGUUUGCGUCAUUUUUCGUUUCACAAUUUUCUGGUCAAGCUGGUGGUGCUCUUUAUAGUUGGCUUGACGAGUUGGCCUCUCUGGAUCGAGAUUUAUACCGAAGUUUGACAUUGGUGAAGCAUUUUAAGGGCGAUGUAAGGCAAUUGGAACUCACAUUUUCUCUUGAUGAAGAUGUUCUCGGAAAGCUUGUGACGCACGAGCUUGUCCCUGGUGGACGAGCGGUCCCAGUAACGAAUCAAAGUAAAAUCAAUUAUAUACACCUGAUGGCGCAUUUUCGAAUGCAUACGCAAAUCAAAGAUCAAACCUCUGCUUUUAUAAAGGGAUUCAGAUCGAUCAUCAAUCCCGAUUGGCUCUCACUUUUCUCAACACCUGAGUUACAGCGGCUAAUAUCUGGUGAUAAUGUGCCACUUGAUUUGAAAGACCUUCGUCGUCAUACACAAUACUAUGGCGGUUUUCAUGAUAGCCAUCGAGUUGUCUGUUGGCUUUGGGAUAUCCUGGAAAAAGAUUUUUCCGAAGAAGAAAGAGGGCUUUUUUUAAAGUUUGUUACGAGUUGUUCGAAAUCUCCUUUGUUGGGAUUUGCACAUCUAGAACCACCGUUUUCAAUACGAUGCGUUGAAGUCGGUGAUGACGAGGAUACUGGCGAUACGAUUGGUAGUGUAAUCAGAGGAUUUUUCACAAUACGUAAAAAGGAUCCUCAGAACCGUCUUCCAACAUCUUCGACGUGCUUCAAUUUAUUGAAGCUACCAAAUUAUCAGAAGAAAAGUACGCUACGUGAAAAAUUACGAUACGCUGUCACAAGUAACACAGGUUUUGAACUCUCUUAAGGCACAAAACCAUCGGAAUUACAAUCUUAUUGCACAUAUUAUUUCAGUUGGACGUUCAAUGCAAGUUUAGUUCAAAUUAGUUUAACAUAAGACAAUCGUGCACAAUACUAUGAACUCUCAAUAUCCACGUAUAAUACAUAGAUGUGCAUUGUAAUUCGGAUAAGUACGCAUUUUCUUGUUUAUCGCUGCGCUAAUUUUUUCUUACAAAAUAAGGAAUAACACCUUACCUUUGGAUUUGAUGUUUGGAAUGAUCGUACCAUAAUCUGGUGUCAUUCGAUCAAUGUACAAAAUUCUGUAAUUACUUUUUUCAAAAUUUACAAAAGUAGCGCAGCAGUAAACAUGUAGUAUAAUCGUCAAAAAAAUUGUAUGAUAGUGCGAAAAGGGGUUGUUGAGUAAUGUUAAUUAGAUUUUAAUAACAUGUGAAAAUAUUAACGGUGCCGUUAGGGAGUUGUACGCAUUUUAAAGGAGCCAGUAUUUUUGACAGCACUGCGUCUUAAUUAAUUGAAUUUAUUAGUUACGCAAUUUUGUCACGCUAGUUUUUUUUUUCCAACUAUAAUCAUCCUGCAGUAUCUAGACCAUGUCUAGUGAUGAGAAAAAUUCUUUACACAAUAUUAUUAUUUCGCUUAAAAUAUUUCACAUACGAUUGGUUCAAGGGGCGGAUCUUGAUCUACAUAGUUUCAGUGUCGUCUUAAGGCGUUGCCUUGGUCGAUUUCGACAAUGACGUAUAUAUCUCCAAUUAUCGAAGUUCACGUACCUCAAACGCACAAAUAGGCUUAAAGACCCCGAUUCUAUACGCAGUUCUGAAUAAAGACACUCCUAUGCAUUUUUAUUUGACACAAAAAUAAAGAAAUGGCAUGAAUUCUACUAAUUUACUAUUCCGAUUACGCAGAAUCCGUGCCAUUUCUUUAUUUCUUCCGCAAAUGAAAACGUAUCGGAGUGUUUUUGUUCAGAAUUGCGCAUAGAAUCGGGCUGUUAAGCCUAUUUGUGGAUUUUAGGUACGCGGACUUUCAUAUUUGGAGGUAUACACGUCACGAUCGAAAUCGACCAGGACACCCUCUUAAAUUAUACUUCCCCAUUGUGCGGUGGAAAAGUGUACAUUUAUAAUGUGAUCAGUCUUGGAGGAAAAAAUGCAUCAAACAGAGAAACAAACAAAUCCAAGAAAAAAAAAAACAACAAUAAUAAAAUUCAUGGAUCAGUGUGAAUAUGUGAAUACUGUAUUGUUUACACCUCA